AACAAUCAGCGUAACGGAACGCAGUUCUAAUAAUUUUUCUUCAUUCACCUUCGCUCGCUUUACUUGUUUCAUUGACGUUUUUCUUGUUUGUAAAUAAUAAUUGCUGGAAAUAGUACGCAAUGUGAAAUUGUACGCAUUCCUCGUUCCAUUGCACAUUACGUAAACGUUAAACAUCGUUUUGUAAUCGAAUUAACAUCGCAAGAAAUAUCCUAACCUAUUGUGUGUCUUGUUCUAAUGAGGUGAUAAAGCUAUGAUAGAAUAUAAUGCCUCAAUUUAGAAGAAAAAAGGCAUCAAAAUCGUUCCCAGUUAAAGUGUGUACUCUAGACGCUGAAUUGGAGUUUAACCUUGAGUGGCGGGCUACAGGAAGAGAUCUCUUUGACUUAGUAUGCAGGACUAUCGGUCUGAGAGAAACAUGGUUCUUUGGACUGCAGUUCGAAGACACAAAACACUUUAUAAGUUGGCUGAAGUUGGAUAAAAGAGUGCAAGACCAAUGCGUCUCUCAAAUGCCGGGCACCCCAUUCAUGCUGCUCUGCAAGUUGUACCCGGAAGACGUCGCCGAGGAGCUCAUCCAGGAAGUGACGCAACACCUGCUGUUCCUGCAGGUGAAGCAGGCGAUACUCAGCAUGGACAUCUACUGCCCGCCUGAGGCCUCCGUGCUGCUUGCCAGCUACGCCGUACAGGCUAAGGUCGGUUAUUACGGUGACUACGACGAGAGCGCUUACAAGCCUGGCAUGCUGGCGAGCGAGGACCUGCUCCCGCAGCGCGUCAUCGACCAGUACCAGAUGACGCCCGAGAUGUGGGAGGAUAGGAUUAAAAUAUGGUAUGCUGACCACAAAGGCAUGUCACGAGACGAGGCUGAGAUGGAAUACCUGAAGAUAGCGCAGGAUCUGGACAUGUACGGAGUCAACUACUUCGCCAUCAAAAACAAAAAAGAUACAGAGCUGUACCUCGGCGUGACAGCUCUAGGGCUCAACAUCUACGAAAAGGACAACAAAUUAACUCCGAAGACCACCUUCCCCUGGUCCGAGAUCAAACACAUUUCAUUCGAUGAUAAGAAGUUUGUCAUCAAGUUUGUGGAGAAGACCACUAACAACUUUAUAUUCUUUUCUCCUAAAGGAAUGAAUAAGUUGAUAUUGGACCUGUGCAUCGGUAACCACGAUCUGUAUAUGAGGAGGCGGAAACCUGACACCAUGGAGGUGCAGCAAAUGAAGGCCCAAGCCAAGGAAGAGAAACAGCGUCGUCAGAUCGAGCGCAACAAGCUGGCUCGUGAGAAGCAGCUGCGAGAGGCGGCGGAGCGCGAGCGACAGGCCAUGGAACAGAGGCUGCGCCAGUACCAGGAGGAGAUACGGCUGGCUAACGAGGCGCUGCGUCGUUCAGAAGAGACGGCGGAGCUGCUGGCGGAGAAAGGCCGCGUGGCGGAGGAGGAGGCUUCACUCCUGGCGCAGAAGGCAGCCGACGCUGAGAGAGAAAACGCACGACUCAGGCUGUCCGCUAUCAAGACUGAGGAGGAAAAGGUCCACUUAGAACGAAAGACUCGUGAAGCGGAAUACCUAACAGCUCGUUUAGUAGAAGAAUCAGAGAAACGGGCGGCAGAAGCAGAAAGACUGAAAGCAGAACUAGUAUCAGCGAGGAUGGCGGAGAAACAAGCCAAGGAAAAACUCCUGAACUUCCUAAGUAGGACUUCUACGGGGUCCCUCCCGCCUGUCAGCAAGCCUUCUAGAAAGUUUGAAGAGUCCAUAGAGUCGAAAUUGGCGACUGAAAAACAAGCUAACGAAAAGCUGAUCAACUUUUUGAGCGAUACGUAUAAUGGGUCCUGGGAUUUGGGGCCACCGUCAUCAACAGUCCCGUCGAGUCUGUUCCCGUCGACGUGCUCGCUGCCGGCGGAGCUGGGGGGCGAAGUCCUACAGAACGGCAGCACCACGUCCACGGAGCCCGAGCUCAACUCCUACCAGCUGGUGCCCGAUGACUCCGACCCGCAUAUACACAGGCUGUCGCUAGAGAUUGAGAAGGAAAGAGUGGAAUACCUGGCGAAGUCGAAGCACCUGCAGCAGCAGCUGGACGAGCUCCGCUGCGAGUUCUCAGUGCUGCGCGUGGACCAGUCGGCGGCCACGCUGGACCGCCUGCACGAGCAGCAGGCGCGCGCCGGCGACAACAAGUACUCCACGCUGCGCCGGCUCAAGCAGGGCUCCACCAAGACCAGGGUCGCCUUCUAUGAAGAGCUCUGAACUUGGUAAAACAAUAAUGCACAAAUAGGUGAUAAUAUGACAAUACAAAUUAGUUAAUUAAUUUAACUGAGCCUUUUCAAGUGCCUUGAGACAGACGUCUGUCUAAAAAUAAUAUGAAUAUAAUACUAUAAUAUUAAUUCUAAAAACGUAUUUAUAUUUUAUUAACAAAACACAUGAAAACUAUAGUGUUCAUUAAUCAUAUUAGGGAAGUCUAAAUUAAAAGUGCUCCUACAGAUUACGAAUUUUCACAGACUUUGCUAUUGUAAUAUAAAUUUUGAGAGCAACAAAUGUAAAGCUAAAGAGAAGAAGAGAAUUAUAGUAAAACCAUUGAAGGAUAAAAAUGAGAUUCAAAGCAAAUAUUCAGAACAAAAUGGUUGUCAACUAGUUUUUAAAACAUUCACGUACUUUCGGCCGACUUGCAUAAACUUAUAGUUGAUUGUAGAAAAAAAAUCUACAUUAUUGCGUUGAAAAAAAUAUUUGUCGAAAGUUAGGAAGUAUAAUACUGUCUUAUAUUUGAAAAAAAAGCUAUGAAUAGGGAUGAUGACUGGACAUAACAAGAAAAAAAUCUCAUUAGUCC
Messenger RNA from Trichoplusia ni (cabbage looper), 2802 nucleotides. RefSeq names its product moesin/ezrin/radixin homolog 2 (gene Mer). Gene Ontology annotation, molecular function: actin binding; cell adhesion molecule binding. Gene Ontology annotation, biological process: positive regulation of protein localization to early endosome; regulation of cell shape; regulation of gliogenesis. The transcript is spliced from 13 exons. Lineage: Eukaryota; Metazoa; Arthropoda; Insecta; Lepidoptera; Noctuidae. The record is from RefSeq and is a predicted model, not a curated record. Gene Ontology annotation, cellular component: adherens junction; filopodium; apical part of cell. The coding region runs from base 264 to 2225 and encodes 653 amino acids.